Messenger RNA from Pseudomassariella vexata, 2313 nucleotides. RefSeq names its product magnesium transporter NIPA-domain-containing protein. The coding region runs from base 1 to 2313 and encodes 770 amino acids. The transcript is spliced from 2 exons. Gene Ontology annotation, biological process: magnesium ion transport. Gene Ontology annotation, cellular component: membrane. Lineage: Eukaryota; Fungi; Ascomycota; Sordariomycetes; Amphisphaeriales; Pseudomassariaceae. Gene Ontology annotation, molecular function: magnesium ion transmembrane transporter activity. The record is from RefSeq and is a predicted model, not a curated record.
AUGAACACAGCAGCGCAAGCGCUCGAGGUCGCCCACAAUGUUUAUGCGAGAGCGAACGAAACAUCUUCGACCGAUGCAACGACACAAGAAAGGCCCCCGAUAUACAAGGUGAUCGGUAUAUCUCUGGCCAUCGCAUCGGGUUUGUUCAUCGGCACGUCUUUUGUUCUGAAGAAGGUUGGGUUGCUGAAAGCCAACGACAAAUAUAACGAGGUCGCGGGCGAGGGUUAUGGCUAUUUCAAGAACGUCUACUGGUGGUCGGGCAUGAUAUUGAUGAUCAUAGGCGAGAUCUGUAACUUCGUCGCCUAUGCCUUUACCGACGCCAUUCUCGUCACUCCCCUAGGUGCCCUGUCUGUAGUUAUUACCACAGUACUGUCGGCUAUCUUUCUCAAGGAGAGAUUGAGCAUGGUCGGCAAGGUCUCCUGCUUUCUCUGUAUCGUCGGGUCGGUUGUGAUUGUCAUGAACGCACCCGAAGAAUCUUCCGUGGCCAACAUCCAGGAAAUGCAGAAAUUUGUCAUUGCCCCUGGCUUUCUGAGUUAUACGGGCGUCAUCCUUAUAGGCUCCGCCAUAACGGCCUACUAUGCUGGGCCGCGCUGGGGAAAGAAGAACAUGCUUGUCUACAUUUCCAUUUGCAGCUGGAUCGGAGGACUCAGCGUUGUCGCCACCCAAGGCCUCGGCUCGGCCAUUGUUGCGCAGGUCCAAGGCACAUCCGGAAACCAGUUCAAGCAAUGGUUCCUCUAUGUCUUGUUCGUCUUUGUCAUUGGGACUUUGCUCACGGAAAUCAUCUUCCUGAAUAAAGCGUUGAAUCUGUUCAAUGCUGCCAUGGUCACGCCUACAUAUUACGUUUACUUCACGAGUACCACCAUCGUCACCUCGGCUGUACUUUUCCAGGGCUUCAAGGGCACAGCGAGCUCUAUCAUCACGGUUGUCAUGGGAUUCCUUACCAUCUGUUCUGGGGUCGUUUUGCUGCAGCUGUCCAAGUCGGCCAAGGACGUUCCUGAUGUUGCCGUCUUCAAGGGGGAUUUGGACCAGAUUCAAACUAUCGCUGAGCAGGAACAGCCCGAGACGGAACCCAAGGCCGACGCCAUCCGCGGUACCGCAGCGAUUGUCCGAAGAAUAUCUCUUGCCAGGCAGAAGAUGGAAGCGGAAGAACUGAAACGAUUGCAUGAGGAGAAAGAGAGGGAACGGCUCGCAACUGUCAGUGAAGAUGGCACUGAACAGUACGAAUGGGAUGGGCUCAGGAGGAGGAGGACCACCUUGCUGCGCAACAGUCAGCGAAGCCGGGCGAUGACUUCGCCAAACCCGUUUAACGAGCCCGAGCGAACCCCUCACCCGCCCCUGGGCAUGUCUCAUUGGCCGGAUGAGGAGGAGCAAGAGGAGGAUGAGACGACAAGGCAGAGAUCACCAGGCCUGUUGUCGAGCAUUGCGGGUACGAUCCGCAGCCGAACCAGGAGCGUGAUUCUUCCCGGGCAUCCUGAUUUCCGCGAUGAGCACGAUCAACACGAUCCGAAGGCGCGAAGCCCCAUGCACCCUGUCCAACUGACGGACAUCGCCAUCCCCUCGCAAACUAAACUCGGCGGUGAGGCCAGCCCCUACGGGGCCGAGCACGUCUAUGGCUUACCGGACGCUCUGCGACACCAAAAGACCGAAUAUGGCGGCGCAGCUUCCAUUGCGCUGGGGGCCGCGAGCAUUGCGUCUGGCAGCACGGGUCGACGGAUACAGUUUGGCGAAUUGUACACGGGAAAUGCUAGUAGCACUUCUCUCUCGGUGCCACCGACACCUCCACCACACAAGGAGGGUCAGUCAGCCCGAAGGCAGUUCUCGUUCCAAAAUGUAUUCCGUCGGCACCAAGCUGACACGCCACAGGAUCUCCACCAGCCAGGGUCGUUGAAACCGUCCAGCCGCGGCGGGAUGGGCAGCCGCGGGUACGCGAGCCCACAGGUGAAGAAUGCGACCGAGGAGGAAAGACUCGGGCUGGUUAAGGGCGAUUCAAAUUCGAUGCCGGUGCCUCCGCCAUACGGUGGCGGUGCGUACCUGGACGACGAAGAAGACGCAACUUUAUACUUGGACGAUAAGCGGGCGUCGCGGUAUGGUCGAGGUAUAACUGGAAGUCCGCCGAGACAAGGAAGCGUUGACAGCAACGGCAGCUAUGGGAGCCCCGACAGAAAGGCCGAGGCAGCCGAAUACGAGGCGAGCCGAAGGCGUUGGGAUCAUAGCCGGUCCCAAUCACGGGAAACGGCGCCAAAAUCGUCGCCACCACGGCCGGCACCUGGGCGGAGAACGCCGCCCGAAGGCCCCAACGGGUCGUUUAUGUGA